AAAAAAAAAAGGAGUGAACUUUAUUGCUCUUUACACUUAAAAAAGACCUUAUCUUUCCCUUCAAUUUCUCUCUGUGAGUUUCUCUAACAUGCACUCAAUCCCAUUACCAGCUGUGAUGCAUCCUCUCUCUCUCUCAGCUUCUUCUCGCUUUCUCUCUCAAAAACUUUUAAUUCCAAGUUCCUUUUUUUCAAAUUUCAAAACAACCCACCAAAGAUUUGACAAAAAUUUCACUAAAGUCCCUAUCAUUACCAGAAAUUGCACUAGCCCUCCAGUCUCUGCAAAACCAUCUUCACAAAUUAGAUGGAGCCGUGCAAAAAAGUCGGAACCGGACGAGAAGCUUCAAGCUCUACGUGAGUUGUUUUCUAAGCCUGGGAUUGGUAUUGAUGCUUAUAUUAUACCUUCUCAGGAUGCUCACCAAAGUGAAUUCAUUGCUGAAUGUUAUAUGCGGAGGACGUAUAUAUCAGGGUUCACUGGUAGUGCCGGCACUGCUGUUGUCACAAAGGAGAAAGCAGCACUUUGGACAGAUGGUCGAUAUUUUCUCCAGGCUGAGAAGCAAUUGAAUUCUAAUUGGAUUCUCAUGCGGGCUGGUAAUCCUGGAGUCCCGACAACAAGCGAAUGGCUUAAUGAUGUUUUGGCUCCUGGGGCCAAAGUUGGUGUUGAUCCUUUUCUUUUCUCUUUUGAUGCUGCCGAGGAAUUGAAAGAAGCUAUAGCUAAGAAAAAUCACAAAUUGGUUUACCUGUACAAUCCAAAUCUCGUGGAUGAAAUAUGGAAGGGAUCAAGGCCAAUGCCUCCAAACAAACCAAUAAGAAUACAUGAACUAAAAUAUGCUGGUGUGGAUGUUGCAUCAAAGUUGUCUUUCCUGAGGUCCGAGCUCAUUGAUACUUGUUCAUCUGCAAUCAUUGUUUCCAUGCUUGAUGAAAUUGCCUGGUUGCUGAAUUUGAGAGGAGGCGAUGUUCCUCAUUCACCUGUUAUGUAUGCAUACUUAAUCGUAGAGGUUGAUGGAGCCAAAUUAUUUGUGGAUAACUCUAAAGUCACACCAGAAGUGUUGAAUCAUCUGAAGAAUGCAGGUGUUGAAUUGAAGCCAUAUGACACCAUCCUUUCUGAGAUAGAAAGUUUGGCUGCAAAAGGGGCUGAACUUUGGUUUGAUACGUCUUCAGUUAAUGCUGCUAUAGUCAACACAUAUAAGUCUGCCUGUGAUAGGCAUUUUGAAAUCCAUGCAAGUGAUCGUAAAGGUAACUUACAUAAUGGUUCCAAUAAUCAAUCUUGGGGACCUUCUGGAGUUUACAGGGCUUCACCCAUCUCUCUAGCAAAAGCUGUGAAAAAUCCUGCUGAGUUAGAAGGCAUGCACAAUUCUCACUUAAGGGAUGCAGCUGCUCUAGCAGAGUUUUGGGUCUGGCUGGAAGGGGAAAUUGACAAGGAUGUGAAACUAACGGAGGUAGAUGUCGCAGACAAACUUCUUGAAUUCCGUUCAAAGCAGGCUGGUUUCAUUGAUACUAGCUUUGAUACAAUAAGUGGUUCUGGAGCAAAUGGUGCUAUCAUACACUACAAACCUGAACCAGAGAGUUGUAGUGUUGUGGAUCCAAAAAAGCUCUUUUUAUUAGAUAGCGGAGCUCAAUAUGUUGACGGAACAACUGACAUAACAAGGACAGUUCACUUUGGGGAACCUACUGCACGAGAAAAGGAAUGCUUCACUCGGGUUUUGCAGGGUCAUAUAGCUCUGGAUCAGGCAGUAUUCCCUGAAAAUACCCCUGGUUUUGUAUUGGACGCAUUUGCCCGUUCAUCUCUUUGGAAGAUAGGGCUUGAUUACCGGCAUGGUACUGGGCAUGGUGUGGGAGCAGCAUUAAAUGUUCAUGAAGGUCCUCAAAGUAUUAGCUUUCGAUUUGGAAAUAUGACUCCCUUGCAGAAAGGAAUGAUAGUAAGCAAUGAACCAGGGUACUAUGAAGAUCAUGCUUUUGGCAUUCGAAUUGAGAAUCUCCUUUGCGUUAAACAGGUUGACACCCCAAACCGCUAUGGAGGAAUAGAGUAUUUGGGAUUUGAAAAACUCACUUACGUCCCCAUCCAGACUAAGUUAGUAGACUUGUCCUUGCUCUCUGUUGCGGAGGUUGAUUGGCUCAAUAAUUACCACGCGCAAGUUUGGGAAAAGGUUUCACCGCUGCUGGAUGGUUCUGCUCGUGAAUGGCUUAGGAAUAACACACGACCGCUUGUCAAACAGUGAUCCUGUCUUGUCCAUCCAUUGUUUCUUUUGGAUUGCUGAGAGGUGAGCUAUCUGUACAUAUAAUAUAAGGUAUCAUUUGUACUAUACAGAGCUGUUUUUCCUACAUGAAUAUUGAAUGGUUGAAAUAUGAAGUGGGAUUUGAGGAAAUUUGUGAGCGGUUCUUUUGCUUUUUUUUAAUGCAUGCAGCUGUUGGUAAAGUAUAGUAAAUGGUUGCAUUCAGCAGAAGGCUUAUUUGAGGAUUCAAGGAAAACUAUUCCUGUUUGUGUGAAAAGCUUAGGAAAUGGCUGUUACAUACAAUUGUUGGCAUUAUUCAACACAGGGCUUGAUUGCAAAAAAAACUCAUGUUUCCCAUCUUUUGGGCUAAAGCCUAAGGGUCUCAAUGUAAGAAUGGUUAAUAUGCCCUGUGAUUAGAUUUCUAGACCCUGUUGUAUU
Molecule: messenger RNA, 2647 nt
Organism: Populus trichocarpa (black cottonwood)
Lineage: Eukaryota; Viridiplantae; Streptophyta; Magnoliopsida; Malpighiales; Salicaceae
Product: aminopeptidase P2
Exons: 13
Coding region: 89-2215 (708 amino acids)
Molecular function (GO): metalloaminopeptidase activity
Source: RefSeq, a predicted model, not a curated record